AUGUCUACAGGUUCACCUGGAAGUGAAACUGAGGAGUUCAGAUCACGGAACAGACGGAUAGCCACUGUCCCAGAAAGAAGCAAGAGAAAAGGCACCUGCUACAACAGGUGCUCCAGUCACCACCGGGAGGAUGUCAGGGAGGAGCACACAGCACCCAAGGCUUACAAGGACUCACAACAGACGCAGAGAAAUGCAGCUAACGCCAGAGAAAGAGCACGGAUGAGGGUGCUAAGCAAAGCCUUCUCCAGGCUCAAGACCACCCUGCCCUGGGUUCCUGCGGACACCAAACUGUCCAAACUGGACACCCUGCGCUUGGCCUCCAGCUAUAUCUGCCACCUCCGCCAGCUGCUGCAGGAGGAGCGCCUGGACAGCUUCUCUCAUCCGCUCACACUGGUAUGGACGACACAUAGGAAGGAACUGGAGGUCCAAAGCCAACAUCAGGGGUUCAGGGAGGCUGCCUUUGUAGCUGCCCCUGGACCGUUCACUCGGAGUCUAACAGUCGGCACGAGUCCAGCCGGCCGCUUUGAGCUCUCCAAUCCCACUCAGUCUGUGUUUGUUAUUCAACCAGUCACUCAAUACCACUAA
This is a messenger RNA of Knipowitschia caucasica, 585 nucleotides long. The record is from the annotation of a GenBank genome assembly. Lineage: Eukaryota; Metazoa; Chordata; Actinopteri; Gobiiformes; Gobiidae.